AUGUUUUUAAAAAUUUUAAUUUUUCUUUUAAUAAUAAACAAAAUUAUUGCUGAAGAUUCUAAUAGCGGAGAGAACAAUGGAAAUUCUGAUGGUACGAUCAAUGAUGAGUUUUCCGACACUGUUGAUGUUCGAGAAGAGCAACAACCUUCCAAUUCAAUCGACAAUCAAAAUCUUCAAGACCCGCAAUUUAUUAAAGAAGAUGAUACAAAUGCACUGUUAAAUAACGAAGAAGAUAAUUCCAUUAAUGAAUACACAACAGAAAAAAUUAAAGAAGAUGAGGAAAACCAACUAAAUAAUGAAGGAUAUGGUGUAGACAAUAAAUUUCCUGAGGAAGAUAAUGAUGUAAAUGGAUUGGAUAUUAAUACAACUAGAAAAUAUGCUAAUGAUGUAGAUGAUAAUGAUAGAAAUGAAAGUGAUGAUGGUGUAAUUAACGAUAAUGGUGACGAACGUACACCUACAUCUGAGGAACAACAACAAAUUGAGGAAUAUCUUCAAGAAAUGCGUGAAUUUGAAGAGCAAAUGGUCAAAGACAGUGCUAAUUUUAUGAGAAAUUUGGCACAAUUUGUGAUGAGCCAAUUCGAAAACAUUUUUGGUUCUUCUGCCUCUUCACUAUCAAAAAACAAUAAUAAUUUGUUGGAGAAAAAACCUGAAGAAGCACCAACACCUCCUUGCUUAUGCAAAAAAUGUGACAGUAUGACAUUUAUUCAAAACAAACAAAACAAAUAUUUUAAAAAUUUUGCUAAUUAAUCAACAAAAAAUUAAGAAUAAUUUACAUAUUGUUUAUCUCUUUCUUGAGAUUUUGAAUUAUUUAAUACAUUUUUAUAUAAAUUUAAAAUUUUUUUGCGAAAAGUUGAUUAGAUUAAACUUUAAUAUUUGGACUAGAGUUUUUGCGACCCGUUAUUAACCGGCACUCUCGGUUUUCGGUUUUAGCCGGUUUACGACCCCCGUUUAUCGGUUUUCGAUUGACCCCCGAUUUUUUGUUUUAAACAAGUUUAUGACUGAAUUUGUCAUCCAGAAUAUCCAAUUCAUAGUUUAUCCAAU
This is a messenger RNA of Meloidogyne enterolobii, 1041 nucleotides long. Lineage: Eukaryota; Metazoa; Nematoda; Chromadorea; Rhabditida; Meloidogynidae. The record is from the annotation of a GenBank genome assembly.